AUGGUUUCAGUUUUCUGUCUGCUCGUAUUGUUGGCUGCCGCCGCCCGAUCAUCAGACUAUUUUCAUUGUCGUGUCGUCAUGGUAUUACUCGUACUGAUCGCAAUUUUAAUGCAAAUGGUCGGACUAAUGGUACCAUCUCUGGUAAUCGAGAAGCGGAUCAAUUCCACAACGUUCAAAAUCUCCGACUACAACCCAUACGAUGAGAAAGCAAUGGGAUUCGUUGUCUAUUUUCCAGCUGUAACUUGUAUAUUUGCUGGAUUGACAAUUCGUGGCAAUUUUAAACGAAAGAAGGACAACUUGUUCCAAGGCACAACAUUGGCCUUGGUGGUGUCCUCCCUGUUAUACAUGCUGACUGCAGUAUUAGAAUCACAUUUUCUUGCGGUCAACGAUCUAGUCCUCAGCCGUAUCACCGAACCAGGCCAUAAACUACGCGAUAUGGCUGUGUUGAAAUCUCUUCCGGUUACUCUUAUCGUGCUAUUGUCGUGUUUCUACUGUGCCUACACGGCAUUUCUCACUGCAGCGCAAUCAGUGCAGGAUGUUGGAAAAAGCAAAGGUCUUGUGCCUGGAUGGGACAAAAUGGGCAAAGGAUACGGUAAAGGAAAUAGUCCACGAAUUGCUUUCGUGGUUAUCACCAUUGCUGGUAUUAUCUUAUCAAUGAUUGGAGAGUUCAACAUCCUCGCAAGUAUAAUGACCAUCUAUUACUUGACCACGUUUUGCCUUCUCAACUACGCUGUCUUCAUGGCAACCCUUAAGUCCGAAAAACCAAUGUAUCGAUGGUUCAACCGAUGGCUGUCCUUGUUCUGCUCACUGCUCUGUGUCCACAUUAUGCUCGCCGUUAGUUGGAAGAUUACCAAUGCGGCCAUUUUAACAUUCCUCAAAUUUUACAUCUACAUAAAAUGGAAACAAUCACAAGUGAAGGCUGGCCAGAAGCUGGCUGGAUCCUCCUACGGCAACACCUUGAGUGGGCUCCGUAACAUGGAACGGGAAGCGGAUCUCAGUUAUAAGCCUCAGAUGCUGCUUCUCACUGGAAAUCCUGCCGCUCGACCAGCUCUCGUCGACUUCGCCAACAACAUUAUCAUGGGCCGCUCAUUGCUUAUCUGCGGUUUCGUCAUUCCGCAGCCCGUGAGCAGUCGCACAUACAUCAUGACAGAAAAAGUAGACCGACAGAUGUCCGAGUGGUUGGAGACUCGUGAAGUUUCCGCUUUCCCGGCAACUGUGGCAAAUGAGAACCAAGCGGAGGGAGCUGCAACAUUGCUACAGACGUCAGGUAUUGGCAAGAUGCGUCCGAAAUAUUCUUGA
Cooperia oncophora is the source of this 1299-nucleotide messenger RNA. The record is from the annotation of a GenBank genome assembly. Lineage: Eukaryota; Metazoa; Nematoda; Chromadorea; Rhabditida; Trichostrongylidae.